CUCCAAGAUUCUUCGCCAAGGAUCUAGCCUUUGCUCUAAAUUCCUAGCCCGCAUACUAGGCAGACUAUAUUCGUAAGUUCCUAUGCAGUACGUAAAUAGGUACUUAAGCCGAGGUCCAAUCCGAAAAACCCAAUUCCUGUUUCUUCUCUGCAAUGAAAAUUUCUCGCUGAACUAAGUACGUACACGAAGGCUCAGAAACAUGUCUGACAAUCCCAAAACUAUGAAAGCUUGGGUCUACACCUCUGCCGCCGGGGGCGUCGAGAAGAAUCUCAAGCUCGUCUCCGAUGCAUCGGCCCCAUUCCCCGAAGCUCUGCCAAAAGACGUCGUCCUCGUGAAGGUGCACUCCAGCUCCCUCAACCCUGUGGACUACAAGUUACCGGAGCUCGGCCUCCUAUCCCGCCUCAUCGUCUGCACGCCCGCCUCCCCAGGCCUCGAUUUCGCAGGUGUUGUGGCCGCGGUGGGUUCUGCGGUGACCGGCUACAGCGCCGGUGACAAGGUAUUUGGGAGAAUUGAGCCGAACAAGUAUGGUACGCUGGGCGAGUACGUGCCUGCGAAGGCCGAAGGCAUAGCGCUCGUACCGGAGGGCGUGUCCCUCGAGGACGCGAGCACGAUAGGGACGGCUGGGCUGACGGCUUUUCAAUGCAUCGUACCCAACGUCAAGGCCGGGGACAAGGUAUUCAUCAACGGUGGUAGUGGCGGGACCGGGUCAUUCGGGAUCCAGUUUGCGAAGGCGGUCGGGUGCCACGUGACGACGAGCUGCUCGGCGAAGAACGAGGAACUAGUUCGCAAGCUUGGGGCUGAUGAGGUCAUUGACUACACGAAGGAGAACGUGAGCGAAGCCCUAAAGGCGAAGGGACAGGUUUUCAAGCUAGCGGUCGACAACAUCGGAAGUACACCUGCGGAUCUGUACAAGGCGGCCGAUCAUUACCUACUUCCUGAAGGCAAAUUCAUGCAAGUCACCGUUGAGAUGUCAUUAGGUGGCGUGGCGAAUGUAACAUCGAGACAAUUGCGGCCUUCAUUUCUGGGAGGAGGAAAGAGAAAGUUGGAAUUUUACAUUACGAAGAACAGUCAUAAGGAUCUUGAGCAGAUCGCAAAAUGGUUCGAGGAAGGCAAAGUGAAGGCGGUGAUUGACGAAGUGUUCCAACACGAGGAUGCGCCGAAGGCAUUUGAGAAAUUGAAGACGGGGCGUGUAAAGGGCAAGGUCGUAAUCCGUGGUUCUGCAUGAGCUAGGAGACUAGCAAGGACCGGUGACGAUAUUUCAGUAUCUACCUACCUAGGUAGGUAUUCUCGUCAAAUUACUAAAGUCCUCACAACUAUUUCUGUUAAAUACCUGAUAGCAUAUACC
Molecule: messenger RNA, 1345 nt
Organism: Annulohypoxylon maeteangense
Lineage: Eukaryota; Fungi; Ascomycota; Sordariomycetes; Xylariales; Hypoxylaceae
Product: reticulon-4-interacting protein 1, mitochondrial precursor
Exons: 1
Coding region: 200-1225 (341 amino acids)
Cellular component (GO): mitochondrion
Molecular function (GO): oxidoreductase activity
Source: RefSeq, a predicted model, not a curated record